This is a messenger RNA of Hydra vulgaris (swiftwater hydra), 1134 nucleotides long. The record is from RefSeq and is a predicted model, not a curated record. NCBI's taxonomy places the organism in Eukaryota, Metazoa, Cnidaria, Hydrozoa, Anthoathecata, Hydridae.
AUGUUAUGUGAAUUAUUUCAUAACAAAUUAAAAACAGUUUAUAUGGAAAGACGACCUAAUAAAAGGUGUAGUUGUAAUGACAUUGUAAUCCUUUACAAGCAUGUUCAUAAGUUACAAUCAUUUCUUCUGAGAUCUCAAGAAAAAAACUGCCCAAAAGAAUCUUUAGCUGUUGGUACAGGUAAUAAUCAAACAGCUGAAGCCAUCAAAAAUAUUAAUUUAAUUGAGAUACCUACAGAGCCAACAUCACACAAUAACCUUUUAAAUUUUGAACCAAAUAAGAAGUUGGAUAAUCAAUGGCAGCCUAAUAAAUUUAAGAGAACAAGAAAAGGAAAUAGGAAAAAGGAAAUAAAAUCAUAUCAAUAUCCUGCACAAAACCAAAAAGAGGAGAUAGUUCUGAAAUUGUCUCAGCAACAUGUUGAUCUAAUUCAUGAUAAGCAAAAUACAAGAGUAUGCGAUAACAUUGAACCAAGUGAUUUCACUAACACUCUCAUUACGCAUGGCGCUCACCAACUAUCUUUUAUUUCCCUUUUAACAUUAGAAAACAUUAUACCAUCUGACGUUUUGUUUAAUUUAAAAAAAAGCACUCCAAGUUUUCAAAAAGGCUGGCUUCAAGAUGAAGUAAUAGGAGGUUUUCUGCAUUCCUUAGAAAAAAGGUACCCUUUAAUUAAAUAUUUAGGUCCAACUGAAGCAUUAGCUUUCAGCUGUUCAAGAAGUUUAAGGCUUUUAUGGAAAGAUGUUGAUACUAAAGUUAUAGAACAAGUUUUUAUUCAUUUUAACCCAACUAAUUCUCAUUGGAAUUUAAUACAUCUAAAAGUUAUAACAAAAGAAGUAACUCUACUUGAUCCACUCCAUUGCAUUAUUAUGCCAAAUAAUUUAUCACACAAUAAAUCCAUUGCUGUUGCUAAAGACCUUUUUAGACUAAAAUUUAACAUUUUAAACCCAACUGUUAUUUCAGCCCCAAGUCAUUGUUUACAGAAGGAUAGUUACAACUGCGGUGUUUACAUUUGCAAGAACACAUCCUUUGAGAAGAACUAUUGGGUGCAAUGCACAAAAUGUCCACAGUGGUAUCAUUGUGAGUGUGUCCAUAUUUCAAUCAAAGAUGCAGAUAUCAGUGAUACUUUCCAAUGUCAAUGA